Molecule: messenger RNA, 1361 nt
Organism: Hydractinia symbiolongicarpus
Lineage: Eukaryota; Metazoa; Cnidaria; Hydrozoa; Anthoathecata; Hydractiniidae
Exons: 5
Coding region: 116-1153 (345 amino acids)
Source: RefSeq, a predicted model, not a curated record
AUGCGUUCGCAACGUCAAUAAAUUUGAAGACAUUUUUCACUUUAAUCUAUUUGUUGUGAAAAUUUUAAGCUGUUUUAUAUCGAGACAUGCCUGCUUGAGAAUUUUAUAUGUCCUUAUGUCCUAUAAUGUGUGCACGUUGGCAUUCUUAACUGUACGCUUGAUAAUAAUCAAAUUUUAUUUGCAUGGUUACUCAUGUGUGAAAUGUAGGAGAAUUAUCAACGCAUAUUUCGCAGCUGACACACGCACGUCCAAUAUGGCCUCUAUUUUUGUUUUUUGUAUUAAACUUGUUCUUUGCAUACUGUUCUUGAGAACAUGCCAAGCAAAAACGCAGUCAAGAUAUGGGCGUGUCGUGACGUUGCAGAGUGGGACAGCUAACGUUGAAGUAUUUACUGAUGUGUGUAUAAAACCAAGAGGUGUUUUGCUUCAUAUUCACAGUGGAGAACUUGGUGAGUGGAAACAGCUGAUAACUUCAAGUAAAAGUAUUCUAGUUCCAGGAUUCACACACAGAAACAACAUGAACGACCUCAUUCAAUUGAAAUUUGACGUGCAAAUAUAUUACGACGAGAUUUUGAAUAUGUUUUCCCAAAAAGUUCACCUCAUAGAAUUCGAUAGAAGAAAUGGUAAAAUAAAGAAAAAAGAAGUUUUGAAUGAAAAUAAAAAGACUGGGGACAAUUAUGACGUUAAUCAGUGCAAGUCAGGGUUCAAUCAAUGGUGGCACAAUGCACCGACCACAACACGAUAUGUGAUCAUAAUUUCCGUCACUGUGGGCGCCUUUGCCGUCAUCUUCUUAUCGUGUUUCUUUGUUUUACGACUACCAAGUUCAGGUGAUAAAGACAGCUUUUUGUCAUCUAACAAAACUGCCUCCAGUGUAAAUAACGAAACUCUAAGCGACAGUCAACCAGGUGGAAUUUACGUUCCCUGCGAAGGAGAGCUGGAUGAUGUAUUUGGUAUUAAAUUUUCAAGUGAAGGAUAUACUCUAGUUGAACUUGUGGAUAAACAACCUUGCACCUCAUCUCCAGAUUCCAAACGAUCACAUGGAAAUGGAAACGGAAGUCAUAGGAACUUAAUGGAGGAACUGCUUGAAUCCAGAGGAAGAAUACCAUCCACUAUCAAACGUGAAAAGUUGAAAAAAAUGAUUAUCACUCAGAUUUAAAUCUCGUAAUUUCGAUUAAAAGAUUGUUGCUGAAGAGAACUACGUGAUCUUUGUGAACAGUAACCUUCCACUGCGAAGCUGAUAAGCAAUUCUUCGAUUGAUCCAAUGUCAUUGCUUUCUACACAAGUUUUUAAAAUGUCUAAAAAAUUUAUUGUGAAUAUAAAAUAAUUCUUAGCGUUUUCAUGUUUGUAAAUAUAAUUUUUUGUAA